GGAAAAAGAAAAUUGGUCGUCCCCAGUGGUCGUUGUCCCAGAUGUCACGGUCGUGCCGUCGAGGCGAGUCUAGAGCACGCGUGAACAGGAGCAGCGGGUAAUCCCGAUAGCGAGUGGUUGUUGGAUCGGAGGGAAAGGUCGCGAAGCCUGUGAGAUAAACGGGAUCGAGGAGACGGAGGAAGAUCGACGCGGUUGGCCUGACUCGGGGUUUCGGCGUCGGGAGAUCAGGAUCGGAGGAGACGUAUUAUUCUCGAGAAGAAGAACGGUAACGCGACCUCCUGCUCGCAGGGGGUUCACGUCGAGAUGACGUGGCGGGGAAGAUGAGCGCCGAGGUAACGAAGGAGGUGGUCGCCACCGAGAGGGUAACAGGAAGCCCUCCGGCGGCGGUCGCGACCUCGCCGAGCUCGAUCGGUCCAGGUGAUCCGGCGCGUCACCUGCCGCCGUUCAGCAGCUUCGCCGGGGACAACGCGAUGGACAGCUCGACAACACUGACUACCCUUCACUCGCAGGACGUCGGACUCGGUCUGACGUCCUCCUGGGACUACUACGAAGGACUGACGGGUCGCUUGAUCGAUUCACGGGGCGAGGUGGUGCUCGCCAGCCAGUACAGGCCAUGGGAGUCGAAGAACGCCGGCGGUGGCGGUGCGCCGACCGCCGCGGCAGCCGCCGAAGGUCUGCCUAGCUUCGCGAGUCAAUUUACGGCUCCUAGCGAGGCAGAGCCUCAAUUAACCGCGCUCACGCCAUUGUCGCCAGCCUCGAUAUCGCACUCUCCACCUGUCACGUCGGCGGUCGGCCUGCCUAGCUUCCACACGCUGGGCACGCCGCUUCCUACGCCUCAUCCGCACAGAGGUAGCGUCGGGUAUCCGUUGGUACCGGCUCCCGUUCAGGCCAGAGAGGUGCCCGCGCUUCAGCAGCAGCUGCUCGACGAGCGGCACAUCCAGUUGUUGGGAUCGAGCCCGGUCCAGGCGUUCCCGCCACCGCCACCCGGUCAUCCUCAUCACACGGUGCUGACCGUGGUGAAGCCGGAGUAUCCGCAGUUGCAUCACGCCAACUUCCAGAACCCGAUGUCCACGGUGCUCGAUUCGUCGCCCACGUCCAGGCCGAUCGGCAUCGACGGCAGGAAGAAAGAGCGCAGAAAAAUACGCGCCGGUUCCAUGGAAUCCGAGGACAGCGCUGGCGCCGGCAACGUGGAGAGCUCUGGCCAGGUAGCCGCGGUCUCGUCCACGGCCAACCGGGGUCCUCAUCACCUGGGUGGCGGCAUGGCCGACGCGGACGGCGACGGGGGCCUCAGCGACAAGCCGGCCAAGAAGAAACGCAAGCGGUGCGGCGAGUGCAUCGGAUGUCAGCGUAAGGACAACUGCGGUGACUGCGCGCCGUGUCGGAACGACAAGAGCCAUCAGAUCUGCAAGAUGAGGCGGUGCGAGAAGCUCACGGAGAAAAAGCACCUGUACCACCUACAGACUGGCGAGGGUGCGUUCAGGGAGAGGGGCAGAGGACGGGGCAAGGGUGCGACCAGGAGUUAUCGGAAGAUCGCCCGACAAGUGAGCACACCGGACAGCGCGCCGGCAGGCUUAGGCAGUCCUCAGGCUGGAAUAGGCGGGCUGCAGCAGCACCAGCAACAACCGCAACAGCAAACGCAACAAACGCUUCAUCAGGCGGAUCCCAUGCAGCAAUCCAAGGACAAUCUGAAUCCCGCGGCGAACCAGCAAACCGGGGCACUUAGGAACGGAAAUCCUCCGCCUCCUGUCGUUUCUAUGUCACCCGGAGUGAUGCCAUUCUACGGCGAUUCUGGCGCCGGCUUCCGGCCAGCAGCUGGCUUUGGGAAUACUGUUUGGCACCAGGGAGUUGCUCCCGUGGGAACAGUUGCGGUUGAAACGUCAGCAGCGCCAUGGCCACCUCAGCAGUUCAUUCAACAAAUUCCUGCUCCGAAUCAGCUCGAAGAGCUGAGGUAUCAUACUCAAUACACCACCGCCACGCCAUACCAUCCACAACCAGUCGCAUAUCAGCAGCAGACUUUCAUUACUACGGAUCAGUCGGCAUUUCAACGUGCCGGGGCGACAGGACAAUACACAAUCACGGGGCAACCCUCGCCCUUGCCACCGGUCGCCCCACAAACCGUACCAUCGACAGCUCAGAGGCCACUAAACGGUCAAUUCAUGGAUCCCGCUGCUACUGCAACCCAAUCAGUUGGUUAUGAAAGGCAGGAUUACGUCAAUGGUUACCAACAACAGGACGUGACGAUGGCACCGCCGCCUUCAACCACCCCUACGAGUCGUAGUAGUUCCGUACACAUGGACAAUCAGCAGCAACAACAGGCCUCUCAGCAAGCACCGUCACAGCCACAGCCACCCCCGACGGAUACACAGGUGAAGGGAUUCGCGACAAUUGCAGCCAGCAACGUGUCGGGAAACGAGAUGCCUGGGUAUCCACUUCAACCGGGCCCACAGAGUUUACACAACUCUAACGGAUAUCCAGGCUACGUGGAAAUGGGUCAGCAACAAGUACAGAACCAAUGGCAGCCGCAGCAGCAGGUGGCUCAGCAAUCGCCGCACCAACAACAGCACAUGCAACGGCAGCAUGCGGUAGCUGACGGUGGCCAACGGCACUUAUGGUCCGAUACCAGUACCAGUGCAAAAAUGAACAACGUAAGCGGCAACAUGAACUGGUCGGAUGGAACGUUGCAGCAGCAGCAGCAGAAAUCUCAACAGCAGCAGCAACAGGGUAUGCAGAGUAACAACAUGAAGGCGCAAGAGACGCAGCAGAGUAUGCAGAUGCAGGGACAACAGGAACUACCCCGGCCAGCCAGUCACAUGAGCUGGGAGAACGGCAGCGUGAAGGAAACCCCGCAGACUCCGCAGUCGUGGACAGACAAUACAGACAACAGUCAGCAGCAACAAACUCAGGGAAAUUGGUCGCGGCAGAGCCCGAAGCUGAGGGACGCGCAGAAUCCAAGAUUGACACCGUCUAGUCAACAACAGCAGUCCCAGCAUCAAGGCUGGCUGCAGCAUUCGCCGAAAUUGUCGGACCAUCAACAGAAUCCGUCUCACCAGAACGCCCGGAUGACGCCAUCCGGCCAACACAAUUGGCAGCAGAGCAGUCCGGAGAUGCAGCAGAACUCGGGUCAACAGAAUCCGAGGCUGACGCCGUCUAGCCAGCAAAUGGCACAACAUGGGACGCAGCAGCAGCAGCAACAGCAGCAGCAGUGGUCACAACAGACGAAGAUCGAGAAGAGUCCCAGACUUACUCCGUCUAAUCAGAUGUCCUGGCCAGACACGCCAACUAGUCAACCGAAUUGGUCGCCGAAUAGUAUAAAGAGCGACAGUAGUCAGCAACCUCAACAGCAAUGGCCAGAUUCGCAGCCUAGUCCAAGAAGAACGCCUGGCCAUCAGCCGGGCGCGUGGCAACCUCAGCCACCGACGCAGGAGAACAAAAUGGAGAACCAAAUGUCUUGGUCGCCGAACUCGGUGGCCGAGAACCAGCCAACUUGGGGCCAACAAACUACCAAACAAGAUAUGCAGAACUCCGGAGAAAGAGUGCUUUGGCAGCAACAGGCCACGGACACUGGGAAACCGAAUGGAUUCUCGGAUAAUCAGGAUGCUCAGGAGAGUAACGUAUUUGCUCAAUCCAAUCGCGUGAAUCUGAACAGCCGACUGAAAUCGAUGAUCUUGAACAAGCAGCAGCAGCAGCAACAGCAGCAGCAACAGCAGCAACAGCAGCAGUUACAGCAUCAGCAGCUUCAACAGCAGCAGUCGCAACAGCAAUCUCAACAUCAAAUGAGCCAUCAGGAGCAACAUCACAACUUGCAUCAUCAAAUGCAGUCUCAACACGUGAACAGUAACAGCGGGGCCAACGGAGAGUAUCACACCGAAGAUCGGAUACGAGACACGCAUGACAAUACAGACAAGUUGCAAGAGAAACAGGCGGAUCAGUAUUUGAACCAGUCGAACAUCAUCUCCAUGGCGCAAUCCAACGAAUCCCUGACCGGUAAUUUUUUAUUGCAUAGCCACCACCCUCGGGUCGAUAGUUUGCCCGAUGGUGGUGGCUUAUGGGAAUGGUCAGGAGGAGGUAACAACGCAUUGAACAACGGUAGCAUGCUGCCGGAGAGCGGGAUGACGGUCAUCGAAAGCUUCAUAAAGUUUGGUUCAGAGGAUAAGACCGUGCUGGAGAAACCGUACGAGAAGCAACAAGCGCACUAUCACCAGCAGUCGCAACAGCAGCACGACCAUCGACAGUUAUGGAAGGAAGGAAGUAAGAGCCACGACAAUCAGAACAUCGACGAUAAAUCAUUUCAGAGGAGAUUGUGUAUAGACCAACAGACCAACGAGAGGACGUACGAUCCUUGCGGGAACAGCGCGAAUAACGAUAAGAACGAGAUGAGAAACAACGUUGCUUUUCCAGAGACGCCUCAGGUACCAUUGGUGAACGACAACGAUGUAUCCAACUAUCCAGAAAGCAGCGAAAAGAUAGCGUCCACGGAGCAGGCCAACAGCUCCAACUGCGAUUCCUCUCAGAACAUCAAGCAGGAGAACAUGACCGAGUACGGCUGCUCCAGCUCCGACUGCGUUCCAUCGCCAGCNNNGGUGUCGCCGGGUGUCGGUUCGUGGUGUUGUCGGAGAGGCGGUACCGAGCAACCGACCCCCGAACACUUGCGGGAGGGUUGUUGCCAGGGCUUGCAAACGAGGGACGAGAUACUGGCCGACUCGGCGGAGAAGUCUGACGUUAAGAACGAAGGUCCGCAGAGUCCGCGUAACAGUGGGGUGCCAUCGACGACAAAAUUGCAAGAUCACUUGGACAAACUGAAGAACAAUGUGAGGAGCGAAGUGCCGGACUGCAACUGCUUCCCCGCUGACAAAUGUCCGCCAGAGCCCGGCUCGUACUACACUCAUCUCGGGGCGGCUGCAAGCCUGCCUGACCUACGGAACGAUCUUGAAAGAAGAACCGGCCUUAAGGGAAACGCCAUUAGAUUCGAAAAGGUGAUCUACACUGGAAAGGAGGGCAAGACUACCCAGGGAUGUCCGAUGGCUAAGUGGAUAUUGCGACGAUCUGGUCUGGAAGAGAAGAUCCUGACCAUAGUGAAGCACCGACAAGGGCACAAGUGUCCAACAGCUUGGAUCGUCGUAGCCAUGGUUGCCUGGGAAGGUGUGCCUACUCACGAAGCCGAUCGGAUCUACUCUCUGUUGAGUCACAAGCUAAAUCGAUUCGGUCUUCCCACGACUAGACGGUGUGGGACGAACGAACCGAGAACAUGCGCUUGUCAAGGCCUCGAUCCCGACACUUGCGGUGCAAGCUUUUCCUUUGGAUGUUCCUGGUCCAUGUAUUAUAAUGGUUGCAAAUACGCCAGAAGCAAAACCGUCCGUAAAUUUCGAUUGUCAGUACGAUCAGAGGAGCAAGAAGUCGAAGAAAGAAUGCACGUCCUAGCCACACUUUUAUCGCCUCUGUAUCUUAGCCUUGCACCGGAAGCGUUCAACAAUCAGACACAAUUCGAACGGGAAGCUAGCGAGUGUCGUUUAGGAUUUAAACCCGGCCGACCCUUUUCCGGUGUUACGGCCUGUAUCGAUUUUUGUGCGCAUUCUCAUCGUGAUCUUCACAAUAUGAACAACGGAUGUACCGUGGUGGUCACCAUGACGAAACAUCGAUCUCUUUCUAAACCUGAAGACGAGCAGUUGCACGUACUCCCCCUUUACAUCAUGGAUACAACAGAUGAGUAUGGGUCGAAGGAAGGGCAGGAUGAGAAGGUUCACGCUGGAUCUGUAGAAGUUUUAAGCAAAUAUCCCUGCGAAGUGAGAGUUCGAUCGGUUCCGCUGCAACCCUGCAGACGACAUGGCAAGAAAAGGAAAGAAGACGAGCCAGACACUAUUAACAGCAAAAAGGAUGGAAACAAAAACACUGGUGAGAAAGCAACGGAACCAGGCCGGGUACCAGGGCAUCAGGACCUAACUAGACCGCAAAUGAGGGACACUCAAUUAUCUCUAGAAAUGGCGUCCAUGUUCGAAGGAAUGGAUGCCCAGUUGCAAAGCUCUCAGGUAUCUUCCACUGUCCUAGACAGUCCAGUGUCUAUGUAUCAAGGAUGGGGUUACCAGAACGAGCAGCAGUGGGGUAGAAACGGUUGGCUCGAUCAGCGAAAGAACAACUGGUUAAACCCGUGGAGGGAGUAUUCGUUCGGUGGCCUGGACAGAGACACGAAAGUUGAUCCAGACAGUACGAGUCUGGAUGAUAUCAGGCCUAGAAGCACUGUCUCUCAGGAUGAACAUCGGCCAGGAUCUCGAAAUUUACCCAAUUCCACCAUGGACUCCCCAAGGAAUUGUUAUCCACACUCACCGAGAGCUCACCCUAUUUCACCAAGGAGUUCUCACACUGGAACACCAGCGGAUAUUGCAUAUUCGAUGUCUCCUAGGGGAUGUCCCCCUACGCCGCAAGAACAAAAGAUUGCUUCGCCAAGAAGCUCUGGGUAUCCGGAGGCAGGCUACGGUCAUCCACUUCCCACCUCUAGAACUUAUCCGAAUAUGUAUGACACCAGGCAGUGUAGUGCAUCCCCAAAGACAGGCUGUACAAAUUUUCCGCCCCAUUUGGAUCAGAGAAACGCACUCAAUCGAAUGAACCAUCAUCAAUCGCACAAUAUUAAUAAUCUUCGAAACGUCGGCCAGAACUGCGAUCAGUCGAAAUUUCCGUACUCCAAACCUGCGCAAGAUUCUAGUCAACAAAAAUACCCUACCACGCAGAACUACUUAGAGGCUCAGAAGUCGCAGAUCGAGCAGCCGUUCGUGAACAGGAUACAAGGCCACUAUCACCCACCUCACCCUGUGCAGUCGAGUAGAAAUCUUCCAUACCAAGGUCAGCACGAAACGAAUGCGGACAUGUUCUCCGGUCUGUCGGUGUCUUCUUGCAUGGACAACGCUAGUCAUAAGGCAUUCGGUACUACGAAUCCGGAUCUAUUACUACACAGUGCGUCGCAUCUUCCACCGAACAAUCCACCGAACGGUACUCAGAGUUUAGAACCGAUCGACCAGAGAAAGUAUCGAAUGUAUAAGGCUCCCGAACAAAAACCACCCGGUGCCAUUAAUCAGAUGUCACCGGCGCCUUCUGAUCAAAUGGGAGGCUGGAACAUGCUCGGUACUUGGUAUCCCGACCAAAAUAAAUCCUACGAUCAACAACAAGUUUAUAACAAUCAAAUCGGUGCCGAAAGGAUUCACCACCAACCCAUAGAACACCAGAAAACAUUUAAUUGGAACGACAGAGUACCUCAUCCGGAUCAAUCGAAACCACCUUGCUGGGAAACACCUACUGAUCCCUCCCCCUUCAGGGUGCCAAAGGGUAGACCACCGUCAAGGACAGCGUCGAGCCAAAAUCCAAGCAUAGACAAUACAUAUCAAAAUUCUUCCAAUAGAACGUUCCUUAAGCCUCAGGAGCCAACACGGAAUGGCGUGUACGCGGACAGUCCGAGCAAUAGCGCAGUACAAAGCAGCGGAGCGAUGCAUCAGGGUAAUCAUCGAAGACCAGAGUGGCCGGAGGAUAAGAUGAAGGAUGGUUUCCACGACUCCAGACAGAACAUCGCGAAUCCGAACACGAAUUGCUUCACAUGGGCGGAGGAGAUGAAGCAGGUUCAAGACUUCCAUGGGAUGCCGGGCUUGGGGCACCCUCACGCUUCCUUCCCACAAUAUGGACUAUAUCCAACGUACCCUGUCUUCGAUAAACCAUACUCCAACUCCUGGGAAGGCUACAAUUACCAUCAACCUUAUCCCCACCCCCAAACACCAGAGUAUCCGCCUCAAUUCUAUCAACAACCAAAGAGAGAAGCCUGUUUUCCUUCGCCCCAAUACCCCUAUCAAGGAGUGCCCCCGUAUCAAGGUCUAAAUCCCGGCUGGGCAAGGUGGGACACUCCUCGAUGGGACAUUUACGGGCCACCACCGUACUUCCCGGUGUUACCAGAGCCUCCUCCAAAGGCGGAACCACUCGGAGAGGUGGCCGACUAUUCCGACAACGAAGAGUGCUUCAAGGAUUCGCAGAUGGGCGGAGUCGCCAUUGCGUUGAGCCAUGGUAGCGUGUUGUUCGAGUGUGCUAAGCACGAAAUGCACGCCACCACGGCCCUCAGGAAGCCUAAUCGUCUCAAUCCAACCAGGAUCAGCCUGGUCUUCUAUCAACAUCGGAAUCUAAACAGACCAAGACACGGUUGGGACGAAUGGGAGGAAAAAAUGCGACUCCGGAAAUUAGGCGUUGCGACGACCACCACUACCACCACCACCAACUCGUCGACUACUUCGCAGUCACUGUCCACCCCGUCAACACCAACCAGCCCAGCCAGCGCCGUCAUCAGCGAAAAAUCCACACCGCUACCCUACAUACCUAGCGUCCCUAGCUCUCAGUUCAUGAUGAGAUCGCCCACUUACACCACGAUGACCUGGACCACCCUCUUCCCCAUGCAUCCGUGCAUGAUAACUGGCCCGUAUCAGGAGGGAGGGGCCAUUGGAUGAGUAAUCGUUGGGGGGUGCGGUUCCAGCCAUCGAUGACCAAGAACCGUGCCAGGAAUCGAUCGAGCGAUCUCGUCGGGCUGAUCGAGUGGAACAGUGGAAAUUAGGUGGCAUGACCUGGCGGCACACUGUUCGAUGUGUCGUGCGAGUACGACCUGGAGAACCUGAAACGUAUCACGGGAACAACGAGGGAAACAGACCAGCAACAUGCAGCUAACAUUUUGUUAGGAGAUCAACGAGCAAAACGACAAACGUCAUCACGUGGGGCUUUCUAUCGUAAUUUUAUCGUCAUUGUCCAAGAUGUGUAUAGUUGUUACUGACAAAAAGAUAGAAGAAGAAGAAGAAACAACACGUUUGCACUGCCAUUUUUCUAUUUCACGUUUUUUCGGGGAAUAUAAAUAAACGUAACAGUCAGGGGUAACGAGAAGGAGCAGGAAGAGGAAAAGUAGCAACCAGCGGUAACCCGUUCGCAACAGACGUACGUCACGGGAUUCAAUUUUAAUCGGGGCUUCCCUUUUUAUAUCGAUCUUUUAUACGAAUCACAGUAGAACGUUGCGAACGGAUAGGAAGAGGAAGAGCAUAUAGGCGGAUCAGGUGAACGGAUAUCGGGCACGAUGAAAAGCUCUCUGUGAUAUCCGGGACACCGCGUAACACUGAAGAUGGAGGAAGAAUACGAGGCAGCUGAUCGACAGAGACGUGUCAUGCGCUUAGAGAAACACUGAUCGCAAUCGAGGCUGAUUUUCACGGUAACUGGAUUAACAACGUCGCGCAAACAAGGCGAUAGCGAUCGACCACGUUCUUUUCACAGAGAAAUAGAGUGACUUCGAUGUGUUAGACAAUUUAGAAUGGAAUGAAUGGAAAGUAAAAGUAUGAGAAAGAAAGACAAAAGAAGAAAAAAACGACAUAAAAAAAAAUGAUGAAAGACGAAGGAAGAAUGAAACGUAUCCGAUUGUACAUUUUUUUCUUUUAAAAGGUCUCGUGUUCUGGUAGAGUCGUAAUCGUAUUUAGCUAGUCCAUGCCUA
Molecule: messenger RNA, 9487 nt
Organism: Eufriesea mexicana
Lineage: Eukaryota; Metazoa; Arthropoda; Insecta; Hymenoptera; Apidae
Gene: Tet
Product: tet methylcytosine dioxygenase-like
Exons: 12
Coding region: 321-8468 (2715 amino acids)
Biological process (GO): chromosomal 5-methylcytosine DNA demethylation, oxidation pathway; positive regulation of transcription by RNA polymerase II
Cellular component (GO): nucleus
Molecular function (GO): DNA binding; zinc ion binding; DNA 5-methylcytosine dioxygenase activity
Source: RefSeq, a predicted model, not a curated record